This is a messenger RNA of Rotaria sp. Silwood2, 504 nucleotides long. NCBI's taxonomy places the organism in Eukaryota, Metazoa, Rotifera, Eurotatoria, Philodinida, Philodinidae. The record is from the annotation of a GenBank genome assembly.
AUGUCAAACGAACGAGGACAAGAAAAAAGACGUGUGAAAUCUUUAGCUGAAACUGAUACAAAGAAAAAGUACCUCAACAACAAGUGGCGACGACUCUGUUCUGUCACUAAUUGUACGAAACAAGUACAAAAAGAAGGUUUAUGUAUUGGACAUUAUACAGAGAAAUAUGAUCAAAAAUAUACAACAAAUAUAGCAGUUUCUGAUCGAGCGUUCGCACACCCAACAACGGAAGAAUCGGAUACUAUGUCUAACAAUCCUACUAAUUUAUCCACUCUUACGGAAAACCAUACAGAACAGGAUAGUUUUGAAGGAAAUAGAAAUAUUCCAACGACGACAAUACAAACACAUUCAUCUGGUCAAAGUAUUGCAAUGUAUUUUAUUCCUGAGAAAUCAACACCUUUACACAAAGAUAUUGGAGUUACAGACCAGCUAAAUAUCGUCAGACACUUCAGUACUUCCAUAACAUCAGGUAAAUAUAUCACAAAAUUUUUAUAUGAACCAUAA